GUUGCUUCUGUUAUUGAGCUUCAUGAUUCAAUAGCUGAAGCGCCUGGGUGUUCCCUUUGCCUGUUUCUCGCUCACCUAUACAGUUUUGUACACAAGCGCUCCCAGCAUGAAUGUCUCUCCGCAUCUCCACUUUCUAAAUCUGGCUAUCCGGGUGUUUUCUCUCCAGCUAUUUGUGCUCGUUCCUCAAUAUCUUUGCUUUUGUCUCCCUUCCAUCGGCUACCCUGGCUUUCGCUUUUGCCUAUACUUGGACGGCUUCUUCCGUUCUACUUCCACACUCGUGGCGAGUCUCAUUCUAUGAAUAUCUCGUCAUACCAAGUACGCUGGUGGUUCCUGACAUGUAACGUACGUGCGGAUAAAUUGCUCAUGUGAACGCGCUUCUCGGUUUAUGAGGCUCCAGCCGACGAAACGAUGCACCGCCCUGUCAUUCACUUGAACAGGCAAUGCUCUCGGUAUACGGCGAGGACAGUCAGCAAUGUGACUCACUGG
Serpula lacrymans var. lacrymans S7.9 is the source of this 486-nucleotide messenger RNA. RefSeq lists its product as uncharacterized. The transcript is spliced from 2 exons. The record is from RefSeq and is a predicted model, not a curated record. Lineage: Eukaryota; Fungi; Basidiomycota; Agaricomycetes; Boletales; Serpulaceae. The coding region runs from base 107 to 298 and encodes 63 amino acids.